Equus quagga is the source of this 7028-nucleotide messenger RNA. RefSeq names its product G protein subunit alpha i3 (gene GNAI3). Gene Ontology annotation, biological process: adenylate cyclase-modulating G protein-coupled receptor signaling pathway. Gene Ontology annotation, molecular function: G-protein beta/gamma-subunit complex binding; G protein-coupled receptor binding; GTPase activity. The record is from RefSeq and is a predicted model, not a curated record. NCBI's taxonomy places the organism in Eukaryota, Metazoa, Chordata, Mammalia, Perissodactyla, Equidae. Bases 127 to 1191 code for a protein of 354 amino acids. The transcript is spliced from 9 exons. Gene Ontology annotation, cellular component: heterotrimeric G-protein complex.
AUCGGGCGCUCCGAAAGCUGACGGAGAGGGCCGCCGCCCAGCAGCAGGCUCUGUCUCAGCCAGGCGAGCCGCAGUCUCAGUGGUGUGUGAGUGAGUCCGGGCCCGGUCCCCUCUCCCGCCGCCGCCAUGGGCUGCACACUGAGCGCCGAAGACAAGGCGGCGGUGGAGCGGAGCAAGAUGAUCGACCGCAACUUGCGGGAGGACGGAGAGAAGGCGGCCAAAGAAGUGAAGCUGCUGCUCCUCGGUGCUGGAGAAUCUGGUAAAAGCACUAUCGUGAAACAGAUGAAAAUCAUUCAUGAGGACGGCUAUUCAGAGGAAGAAUGUAAACAAUAUAAAGUAGUUGUCUACAGCAAUACUAUACAGUCCAUCAUUGCAAUCAUAAGAGCCAUGGGACGGCUAAAGAUUGACUUUGGAGAAGCUGCCAGAGCAGAUGAUGCCCGGCAAUUAUUUGUUUUAGCUGGCAGUGCUGAAGAAGGAGUCAUGACUCCAGAACUAGCAGGAGUGAUUAAACGGUUAUGGCGAGAUGGUGGGGUGCAAGCUUGCUUCAGCAGAUCUAGGGAAUAUCAGCUCAAUGAUUCUGCUUCAUAUUACCUAAAUGAUUUGGAUAGAAUAUCCCAAAGCAACUACAUUCCAACCCAGCAAGAUGUCCUGCGGACAAGAGUGAAGACCACAGGCAUUGUGGAAACGCAUUUCACCUUCAAAGACCUAUACUUCAAGAUGUUUGAUGUAGGUGGCCAAAGAUCAGAACGAAAAAAGUGGAUUCACUGUUUUGAGGGAGUGACAGCAAUUAUCUUCUGUGUGGCCCUCAGUGAUUAUGACCUUGUUCUGGCUGAGGAUGAGGAGAUGAACCGAAUGCAUGAAAGCAUGAAACUGUUUGACAGCAUUUGUAAUAACAAAUGGUUUACAGACACUUCAAUCAUUCUCUUCCUCAACAAGAAAGACCUUUUUGAGGAAAAAAUAAAGAGGAGUCCGUUAACUAUCUGUUAUCCAGAAUACACAGGUUCCAAUACAUAUGAAGAAGCAGCUGCUUACAUUCAGUGCCAGUUUGAAGAUCUGAACAGAAGAAAAGAUACCAAGGAGAUCUACACUCACUUCACCUGUGCCACGGACACCAAGAAUGUACAGUUUGUUUUUGAUGCUGUUACAGAUGUCAUCAUUAAAAACAACUUAAAGGAAUGUGGACUUUAUUGAAGAGUGUGGAUAUUAAUAAAAGUUAUUACAGUGUGGAGUGUUGAGACCAGACUUCUUUUGCUGUCUCGUUGGGCAGCUGCAAGCAUGAACGGGACCAGGGAAUGGCAGCAGCAUGCAGAAUCUUAGCACUCUUUAGCACAAUCUUCUGUAUUAGGGAACUCUUAAUUGACACCAGAUGCUAAAGUCAUACCUUGGCAUUGGAACAACUGUAAAGUAUGAUUCAGUCAUCAAGACAUCAUUUGGAUUUCGCAAUCUCAAAUGUUGAGGGCAGAUGUGAAGUUGAGGUGCUGCAUUCCAGAACUUCAAUAUGUAGCUUACUCCUUUUUUUCCCUUCUUAGAAAAAACACCAGUAUUUCAUUUUUAAAGUUUUUUUUUCAUCAAGUGAAGAAUAACUUUACUAAAUUUUAUUUCUGUUUGUGAAAGAAUCUUUAUUAAAACACAAACAAUCUUAACUAUGCACAUGAUGUGACCAGAUCAUCUUGAAAAUAUUCCUCUUAGUAGGAACGCUUUGUUUUUAACUCUUGGUAUGGUCUGAAUAUAAUAUUUCCAUAAUUACUUAAUUCUUUACAGUUAUUGGGGCUAUAAUUAUAGCUUUUUUGGAUGAAAUUUAUGUUACUAUACUGUUCAAAGUACCAUUAUGGUUCUAAAGGGUAAUUACAUUGGAGAGUUCUGUAAUAAGAUUCUAGCUCUCUCUUUUUUUAAGCUUAUGGUUGAAGGAUAAUCUGGUUUAUGCUGAUUACCAAAUUACUAGGUAAAUGCUGAUGUAGUAUGAUAAAGUCAACUUCUCGGAUACACACACACCCGGGGGCAGCUGCCAAUUAGAAACGCAAAUUGCUAAAUUCCAAACAGAACCAGUGACUUUGCUGCUACAUAUCUACUAAAUUGACCACUUUGAUUCCUGCUUGUUUGUCUCAGUCAUAGGGAGUUCUGUAAAAGAUGCCCCUUGUUUUCCAUCUUUCAUGGCUUUUUCUGUUGGGAAACUUCUAAAGUGUAUUAACAGUGCAUGCUUUUACUUUGUAAAUGUGGUGCCAAAUCCCUGUUUGCCGUUGUUUUUAUUGUAGCAAUGUUAAUUGUAGUAAUCCGUAGUCAGUACCUUCUUUUGCUGAAACUAUUGCAUUUUGGGACCUUUUUCCACUUUGUCGUGUAUACAGAUUUUAAUCUGUUAUAGUUGGCAGCAGUAUUAAAAUGGUGAGUAAAGAGUCCAGGUUUGUUCCUGUUUGUAACUAGUCUUUUCUGGAAUAUUUUCUUCUGUUUCUUUUUGCCCCUGCUGAGUGUGCUUUGGCCUUUGUCUGAGAAUGGGUUUAGGUGGAAGGGUUCCCUGAAGGUCUAGUCUGUUGGUGUAAUAGUAUUGUUGAGUCUUGGCCUGACUGAGGGUCUUAUGUCAUAUUCAUGUAAGUGAUAUGCAGUCAUAAUCCAUUUUCCAGAUUUACGUUUUGGUUGUGUGGAGAGCUAUGUUCACCUCAGCCUGCAGGUCGUUUUGUACAAUGUACAGCAGAUGUCAUUAAAUAUGAAUGGUCCAUUGGGGGAAGGCAAAUGAAGAGAAUGCAUUUUGAGCAUUCCAAAUCAGUAGUUUGAGCAGUGCCUUUUGGGUCCAGUCUUUUGGGAUUGGAUUCUAUUUCAUCUUUUGCUGUGACCUUUCACUAGUUUUAAAAAAAAAAUGUUGGUCGUCAUCAAAGCUGGUUCAGAAAGCAAGCCACAGCAGUUCAGUGCCUUUAUUGGUAGUUUUUUUUUCUUUCUUGUUUUCUUUGGAAAAGUAUAACUAUGCAGAUGAUAUAACUAUAUUAUUUAACAAUUUUUUUUAGGGUUGGGAAACUGGGUCUAAAAGAAAAUCGUCAGCUUCAACUGGUGAUUGACUUAUACCCCCAGUGUAAAUAGGGUUGAUAGUUCUUGUUCAUUUUGACAAUAUCUUUUCCUUUUGUAUUCUGUAAUAAGGGUCAUCUGGAAAUGAGAACUGGUGGAAUUUGUUUUAACUGUAGUCUUUCUAUAGUCCAGGCUAAUGGGAUGGUGUUAUUGAUAACCUAAAAUAACAGAUAAUCCAAAAAAGUUAAUUUUGCUUUGAAAAAUGUGUUUUAUAUUUCAAUUGAAUAUGUCUAUCUUAUAUGUUCAUUUUUUAGCCCUUAUGUUAAUGAAAAUAGUAGUUCUCCACUUUUCUGCCUCUAUACCAUUUACAUUUGUUCUAUUUUCACAUGAAGAUCACCACUUAUCCCGCCAUCCCAAAUAACUUAUCUAAAUGCACAUUUCUUGAGGACACAGGGACACAAUUUAAGUCAGUGGUCUUUAAAUGUGCCUUAAAUCAAAAUCACCUGGAUCUACCUGAGAGAUUGACUCUUGACUGGUGGGCUGGCAAUCUAUAAUUCGAAAAAGGUGAUUCUGAUCAUCAGCCUUGCAAAUCACUAUUGUAUUUUCAAAUAAAAGACCUUUUCUUAUAGCAGAGCCAGAAUGUGGGGAUGAAACAUCAAAUCUAUUAGCCUGGAGAAAAAGGAUUGAUAGUUGUAAUCAAAGAAACUAUAAGUUGCCUUGUGUCUUUUUUGUGGAGGAUGCUGGAGAUUUGUGAUCUAUCGUGUUUCAGAAUUUGGAUGGCCAGGCUUUGGAGUAUCCAGGAAAUCAGCACAUCUAAGGAAAUUAAACUUUUAUGAAUAAAGAACAGUAAAUAGACCCUACCAGGAAGGACUGCAACAAUAGCUUUAUUUUGUUGACAGUCACAUCUUCUCCACCUGAUUAAAACCUUGGGGUAUAGAAUUGCCAUCCGUUAGGCUCUAUGUAAAGAGGAAGUAUUCUGCUCCUUAAUGGCCUGUCUUCCCUAAGCUUAUAAAUUCAGCUCUGAACAGAUUUCACCUCCUGGCAUGAAAAUUCCAAGAACGUUUACAAUUAUUCGUAAGUGGAUCUUGAGAUGACAUUUUCAUCUUGGACAGUUUGAAUUCUAAAUCUCUAGUUUUGUGUGUCAUUUUAUUAUUAUUUUCACUAAUGGAUUGUUAUUUUUCACAAGGUGCUGCAUUCUAAGAAUAGAUGGACCAAAUUCUAAAAAACUGUUUUCUUGCCUUGUUUAUUUUUUAUUCUCUUAUGUAUUCUAUUUGUGUUUUAUUGUAUGCACUCUUUGGAGUGUUUAAAAAUAACUGCUGGUUCUUCUAAUUCAUUUGCCCACUUUAUAUUCUUACAUCGUGACCACUCUUCUCUGAUUUGUAGCUGUGACUUUCUUUGGACAUUGCUUGCCAGGCUUGACUAGUUACUUCAGCUAUUUAUCCAUUUGCUUAGCAUAGUUCUGGAGUUUCCUGUUGUAGAGCUCCUUGCUGUACUGGUGGUUACAUAUAAGGUAGUCUCUCAUUCCAGUUGAAAACCUACCUUUGAUUGAUUUUUUUUUCCUUUCCAGAUGUUCAAAAAAAUCACAGUCCUCAAUUAUGCAAACCUAAAACAGCACUCAUUCCCUUCACUCAUUACUUAUGAAAUCUUGCAUCUGUGGUACUGACUUUAAGAACAACAUUGUCUCAGUUUCACAAUACUGCCAGGUGAUUUUGUGUUCUACUUCAGGCUUGAUAGUACAAAUCAGAGAUCCGACCUGGACCAACCACAGCUCUCCAUAUAGUUUUAUGGCCAUCCAAGCACAAGAGAAAACCAGGUUGCUUAGAGGCCCAAAAUUGAAAGUGGAUCUUGCCAUCAACUAUCAGGAAGUAAAAGAAAGAUUUAAGUGAAGGACCAGAGAGCUAACUUCAAGGAUGGUUGAGAUCUUUGUUCCUUUACCUUUGUUUAGGUUUUAAACAUCCCCACCCCUCCAGUGUUCUCAUAACCUUUUUUGACUUACUUCUGCUGAGGAGAGCACACUUCAGAACAAAUCAGGGCAGGACAGCUUUUUUCUGAUACUGUGUCAGGCCUAGACCUGGCCUGCCUCAAGUCUUCUCAGGAAUAAGAGAUAGGGAAUGUUAUACAGCAGUAGAUAGCUGAGGUGCAAGGUUCACAUAUACAGAUUCCCUGGCUAAAUGCUACUAAAUUAAGAUGUCUGUGACAGGUCCUGGGAAUAUGUAUUUUUAAGUAAAUUUCUCAGGUGGUUCUGGUGCAGCUAACCUGGGCCAACAUUUGGGGCCAACUAAAUAGGACCCUUAAAGUAAAGAUCAACACAAAUAGUUGACAGAUAACGUCAAAAAUCACUAGUAAACAACUUCUGAGUUAUUUUUUUGCCAAUAAGUAAGAAGCACCUUUUGUACCUGACUUAAAGUGCCUUUUACCAAAAAAAUUAGUAUUGGGACUCUUUGGUCAGAGAACAUUCCUACAUUUUAGAUAAUUUAGUUUUUAUACAAAAUUAAGAUAAAGCAAGACACUUGGAGUUUCCAAAUGUUUAUUUCAUUUAUUUCACCACAUUUAUUUAUGCAGUGAAAAUUGAAAGAUAACACACACCAAAGUAAAGAUAAAAUCCUAUGACAGAGGUAACUGUAUGUAAUGACAUGAAUGUUCAUUUACAGUUGGUGCAUAAAGAGCAAAGCUAGCUGGCACUAAACUAUAGAAUGAAAGUCUUUUUGAGAGGCUGUGGAAGAGGUAGGUAAGGGGAAUGAUUGAGGAGUCAAAUAUAAAAGUCUUUGUAUGCCCAGUGCUAAUGUUUUCUCUUCCUGAAAUCUAGUGGGAACCAACAAGCCAGCAGAAAAAAAUCAGAUAUUUAGUAAAUACACUGCUGGGAUACACUGUCUCAAUGUAUUAGCAUUUACUAAGCUGUAAGAUCUUUGACAGCUGGAAUAUUAAAUUCUAUACAACCUAUCUUACCUUUCUCCUAUCCUCUGUUACCCCCCUCAUAUUCCUUGGGGUUAUCCAGACAUUUUUGCCAAGAGCCUUGUUUAUAUGCAAGAGAGAGAAUCCCAGUAGACAUAACAAAUCACAAGAAAUUACCUGUUCUUUCCUACUGUUCAUCCUUGCUCAUGUAGGAUAAAUGUCCUGAGACCUUGCAGAAUCUUAGGAGGUUGAGUUGUUUGGCACGCUGGGUUCUGGUCUUUUCCCUGCUUCCACCUAGCCAUGAAAUCUUCAGCCUUUCAUCCUUCAUCUGUUACUUAAAGAGGACUAAAUUAUUCCUCUGGCUAUGAUGUUCUACAGUUCUGACCAAAUAGAAAUAACAUAUUUAAAAGUGCUUUGUAAAUAUUCUUUAUGAUCCUCAAGGUGAUACUGCACUGCAAAAAAAGUAAUCUAAGGCCAUACCAAAAAAUGUAUUCAAUGUAGCUGGUUGUCUUUUCUUAGCAUCACUUUUCCCAUAUUCAUUUUGGAGACCUGAAAUGAAGUUCAACUAUAAAUUUGCUCUAAAAUUUGUGAAGCAGGGUGAAAAGCCCUUUGCUUUGUUUUGCAUUUAAAUUCAGUUUUCUCUUCGUACUAGUGCUUACUUUUUCAUGCUGAAAGACAGAACAAUUCCCUUCUGCAAUCUGCAGUAUGUCUGUCUGACCUCACAGAAAUGUCUUCACACUUUUACCUAGCAGGAUCACCAGAGGCUCUGGCACACUUGCAGUCCCUGGCCCAACACUGAAGUCCUGCUGGAAUCUGUGCUCCAGGGGCUGUGCCGGGUAGAGAGGGCAGUGGGAGGUAAGAGCUCUUCACCCUUCACCACCUUCUCCACCCAGCAUGGCCGGCACACUUUGGUCUACGGCACAUCUCCAAGUAGAGAGUGGGUUUUGAAUGCUGUCGUUUCUCACCUUGGGGAUGGGGCUACCCUGAUGUGGACUGUUUGGGGUACAUGUAAGUGACUUUUUUAUUAGAGUGGGAACUGUUACAAGUAAACAUGUCUUAUUUUAUAUUGCUUUUAAGACUGAAUUUUUGUACUUCUUUUAUCCAUCCUUUUUAUCCACAGAAACAUAAAGGCACAUUUCCAAUUA